Messenger RNA from Beauveria bassiana ARSEF 2860, 2457 nucleotides. Its product is annotated as CAS1 domain-containing protein. The transcript has 4 exons. Lineage: Eukaryota; Fungi; Ascomycota; Sordariomycetes; Hypocreales; Cordycipitaceae. The coding region runs from base 1 to 2457 and encodes 818 amino acids. The record is from RefSeq and is a predicted model, not a curated record.
AUGUCGGCCGUAUUCGUCAGGGUCCUAUCGUUUCUCACGGUUUUCUUGGUGCUUCUCGGCCUAGUUCUCCACGGUUUACGCUCGCACCACCCCGAUCCUUACCGAUGCCAGCAGCUGCUUGACGAUGGCAGCUGGCUCGAGCCUCCCAAUGAACAUGGCGCGAGGGAGCCAUUCAUCAACUGGCAGCCGCACGGCUGUAAGCUCCGAAACUACACCAAUCAGGAUAUUCACGAAUGCAUGGAGCAUCGCCACAUGGUCUUUUCCGGCGAUUCAACCACCCGUCAAGUCUUUUGGGCCAUGGGACGCCUGAUUGACAGGAACAAGUCCAACGAGCGCCGCAGUGCAGCCAGUAUCCACUCGGAAUACGAUAUGGAAUUCGACGGCAUCCGCCUAUUGCAAAUCUGGAAUCCCUAUCUCCACGUCGGCGAGGGAAGAAAGCACAACAAUGUCCCCGUCGCCGACCAAAAGAGCGCCGGCCUCUUUCUCAUCGGCGCAGGUAGCUGGUUCUCGCUCCACAUGUUUCACGAUGAUGCCAUUGGCAACUUCUCCGAGGCCAUUGUCAAGAUUAGCAACAUUAUCAAGAUGAGCACCUUGCCGCCGUUUGCGUCUGCGCCCAUGACACCGCAUGACGGCGUGGGCAACGGGCUCUUUGUUGCUCCUGUCGCUCCGCCCUUUUACGACAAGCUUCCAGACUAUCGAACGGGCCCCGUGGGCAUUCACAAGGGCGAGAUUGAGGAUAUCAACGAGUUCCUCGACGGCAUCAGCGCCGAGCAGCAAAUCCCGCUGCUUCGCGCGUUCCCCGCGCUCUCCAGGGAACAGCCCGGGGCCAUGGUCGACAUCACCGAGACGGGACUUCAUGUCAUCGACUUGGUCGCCGAGACCAAGGCCCUGAUCCUGCUCAACGCCCGCUGCAACGCAAAACUACACGCCCUGCACGGCUCCCCCUACGACGGCACUUGCUGCACCGACUACGGCCGAACAACGUUUGUCCAGUCCGUGCUGCUCGGCCUCGGCAUCCUCUAUGUUGCGGCAUGCAUCACCAUCGAGGUCUUACAGAUGGUCGGCCGUGGCAUCGACUGGUCUCUGUUUGACAUGAGCGCGUGCAUGUUUGUCACGGCGCUGCUGGCAUGCUUCCUCGCGGACCGCACGCAAGUCUUUGCCAAGGGCAGCAAGCAGUUUGUCGGCAGCGAGCUCGCCGCUCUGCUGCUGGUUACCGCGGUCGCUGGCAUCGUCUCCAUUCGCCGAAUGAAGCCGCUGCGGUCCGACUCACUGACUCGGCCCGACGAAAAACUACAAGACGCUGCACCGCUGUCCCGAGACCAGACGGAUGAGUGGAAGGGCUGGAUGCAGGCCGCCAUUCUCGCAUAUCACUGGACCGGCGCAUCCAAAUCGCUUCCCGUGUACAUUUUCAUCCGCCUCUUGGUCGCCGCUUACCUUUUCCAGAUGGGCUAUGGCCACACCAUCUACUUUCUCGUCAAAAAAGACUUUUCUUUGAAGCGCGUUGCCGCUGUCAUGCUUCGCUUGAAUUUACUGAGCUGUGCUCUGCCCUACGUCAUGAAUACCAACUACAUGCUGUACUACUUUGCGCCUCUGGCCAGCUUCUGGUUCGUAAUCGUAUACCUGACUCUGGCCAUCAAGUCCGACUACAACGACACGACCACCGCCCUCCUUAUCAAGCUUGCAAUCUCGGCAUCCGCCGUCGCGUCCGUCUUUCUGUUUACGCCAGUGUCGGAGUGGAUCUUCACCGCCCUUCGGUACGCCUUCCGCAUCGACUGGGACCUUCACGAGUGGCAGUUUCGCGUGUCCCUCGAUAGUCUCAUCGUCUACGUCGGCAUGCUGGCGGGCAUGGCCUCGGCAAAAGGAAAGGCUUGGGAUCGUUUACUUGUGCAAUCCAAGUUGCCAGGACUGAUUGGGUUGGCUGUCUUGGCCGGAUAUUGCUAUCUAAGCAGCCAAAUAUUUCAGGUGAAGCAGGACUACAACAAGUGGCAUCCCUACGUCUCGUUUGUCCCCAUCAUUGCCUUGAUCGCAGCUCGCAACGUCGCUGCUCCGCUGCGCGUAUACUACUCCAAAGCGUUUGCGUGGCUCGGUCGAUGCUCCUUGGAGGCCUUUACCCUGCAGUUCCACCUAUUCCUCGCCUCGGACACCAAGGGUAUUCUUCUUCUAGACGGCCUCACUGGCGAUGGCAGCCUCGCCACGGAUAGAUGGAGGCACCUGGUCGUCAUCGUUCCAUUGUUUCUAUGGAUUAGUCACGCGACGGCAGAGGCGACGGGCCACUUGACCAAGCGGCUGACCAGCGAAUCUGCGGAACAAGGCAAGCCCGAAGGCAGCCAUGCGUAUGAGCGACUUAUGCCAGAAUCAGGUGGCUUGGAUGAGUCGCGAAUAAUGCACUGGCUGAGGGUAGCUAAUCGUCUGGGUGUUAGAUUAGCCGCACUGCUACAGUGGGUCCAGUCCUUAUAA